Molecule: messenger RNA, 1592 nt
Organism: Myripristis murdjan (pinecone soldierfish)
Lineage: Eukaryota; Metazoa; Chordata; Actinopteri; Holocentriformes; Holocentridae
Product: E3 ubiquitin-protein ligase TRIM39-like
Exons: 2
Coding region: 1-1362 (453 amino acids)
Molecular function (GO): zinc ion binding; protein binding
Source: RefSeq, a predicted model, not a curated record
AUGGCUUCCAGAUUAGAGGAGGAUCUCUGCUGUCCUGUCUGCCAUGACGUCUUUAAAGAUCCUGUGCUCCUGUCAUGUAGCCACAGCUUCUGUAAAGCCUGUCUGCAGACCUGGUGGACAGAGAAACCAACAAAAGACUGUCCAGUUUGUCAGAGAAGAUCUUCAAGGAAACAUCCACCUCGUAACUUGGUGCUGAAGAACCUGUGUGAGGCCUUCUUACUGGAGAGAGAUCAGAGAGCUUCAGCAGGGUCGGAGCUCCUCUGCAGUCUGCACUCUGAGAAACUCAGGCUCUUCUGUCUGGACCAUCAGCAGCCAGUGUGUCUCGUCUGUCGAGAUUCAAACAAACACACCGACCACAACUUCAGACCCAUCGACGAAGCUGCUCAGGAUCACAGAGAAGAACUUCAGAAAUCACUGAAGCCCUUACAGGAGAAACUGAAGCUCUUUCAUAAAGUCAAAGGAAACUGUGAUCCAACAGCAGAGCACAUUAAGGUCCAGGCCCAACGCACAGAGAGGCAGAUUAAGGAGGAGUUUAAGAAGCUUCACCAGUUUCUCCAAGAGGAAGAGGAGGCCAGGAUCGCUGCUCUGAGGGAGGAAGAGGAGCAGAAGAGUUGGACGAUGAAGGAGAAGACGGAGGCUCUGAGCAGAGAGAUAGCAGCCCUUUCAGACACAAUCAGAGCCAUAGAGAAGGAGCUGAGAGCUGAAGACGUCUCAUUCCUGCACAACUACAAGGCUACAGUGGAGAGAGUCCAGCGCCCCCUGCUGGAGGAUGCACAGCUGCUCUCAGGAGCUCUGAUAGACGAGGCCAAACACCUGGGCAACCUGAGCUUCACCGUCUGGGACAAGAUGAAGGAGGUGGUCUCCUACACUCCUGUGGUUCUGGACCCCAACACUGCUAGUCCAGUCCUCCUCCUGUCUGAAGAUCUGACCAGUGUGAGAGAAGGAGAGAGACAGAAACUUCCUGACAAUCCAGAGAGAUUUGACUUCCACUGCGCUGUCCUGGGAUCUGAGGGCUUCAACUCAGGGAUUCACAGCUGGGAUGUUGAGGUUGGAGACAGUACAGACUGGAGUCUGGGUGUGAUAGAAGAGUCUGUCCAGAGGAAGGGAAUCAGACGAUCUGGAUCAUGGAGAAUAGCAUUCUAUGAAGACACUCCACUCCGAGUUCAGAAGAAGCUCCAGAGGAUCAGAGUUCAUCUGGACUGGAACAGAGGACAGCUGACAUUCUCUGAUCCUGAUACUAACACACACAUACACACCUUCACACACACUUUCACUGACAGGCUGUUUCCAUACAUUAACACUGGAGAAACACUGAAGAUUUUACCAGUGAAGGUCUAUGUGACUGUAGAACAGCACCGUUAGAAAUAGAUGACAUCUAUAACAACAACAGUAAACAACAACAAACAGUAAAAAAUAUUCAUUCAACAUUCAAAUGAAUUCACUCAUUUUGUUUUAGCUCAAAGCUCUAAUUUGUUCAAGUGAAUUCUCUCAGUAUUUAGCCCAGAGGUUUUCAAACUUGUUCAUGUUCUGGACCCCCAAGUGGACUUUGAAUAAACCAAAGAGCUCCAGUUGAGCUGAUGUUGCCCUGUAGG